Parathielavia appendiculata is the source of this 661-nucleotide messenger RNA. RefSeq lists its product as uncharacterized. NCBI's taxonomy places the organism in Eukaryota, Fungi, Ascomycota, Sordariomycetes, Sordariales, Chaetomiaceae. The record is from RefSeq and is a predicted model, not a curated record. The transcript has a single exon. The coding region runs from base 134 to 586 and encodes 150 amino acids.
AAAGGAACAGUUCAUGGUUGUGGUAUGCCCCUGUUGAUACUGAUGUGUUGAUGGGGGUACUUUGCUGGGUUUGCGAACACUCCGGUACCAGGUACCCGAAGCUGGUCGCAAGCCGACUUUCUCAGCUGUCCCAAUGCCGUGGAAGCAGGAUCCGUGGUCGUCUCUGCUCCUCAUUGUCCCCUCGGGUCGGGUUACCCGUUUCGGGAACCCGCUCACCUUCUCCACACCUUCGAUCGACGCUCAACUUCUGCAACGGGCUGACAUCCAAGUGUCGCCUGCAGCAAGCGCUGCGUCGCUUGGGCGGCAUUCGCACGAAGAGAGAUGGAUUAAGAGGCUCUUGGGCUAUAUCCAACCUCGAAUGAACCAAUUGAAAGCGGAAGCGGCCGCCGCCGGUCAUUUAGGGGAUUCCACCGGCUUCGGCAUGUUCUGCAAGGUGCUUGAUGGAUUCGAUGAAGAUCCAGUAGAGGGAAGGCUUAAGCUUGGGAUAGAGGUGGGAUUAGGUCCGUCAAUGAAAGCUGGACCGGUCAUGAGGGGUCAUGAGGAGUCCUGUAUGAGGGGCAGCUCCCUCAAGUCAAACAUCCCUUAACUGGGUUACGGCAGGAAUGACGCCGUGACUUGUCAGGUUUAUUGAUUGGUAUAAGAUCAGACUGGCCAGCUGCGC